GUACUUGUGAACAGAAUGGACCUAAUUCUGCUUGUUUAGCGAGGAAAGCCUGUAAAAUACCAGCGACGCCGCAACAAGGGAGCUGUCAAUUGGGCGGCAGGAUUACAGCACCCUUAAUUCUAGUCAAAUGCAUAUACCUAUUCAUGUUCCAGUAGGAAAGCUGAUAGUCCUGCUUCAAUGUCUCAAGGUGCAGAACCUUUUAAAAAAAGGUUCCGAGUAUGUACGUCAAACACUACUUUUUGCAGCGAUUAGGUCAAGCAUCACGUCCCUCAACAUCCCGCUUCCAUAGACCUCUUAGGCAGCCGAUCUUGAUGUUGAGCUGUUUGCCAAUAGUUCGUACUUGAAUGCGUUUGUAGACUUCCAACCGUGAGGCUUUCAACCAAUUUGCUUUCAGGAACUGGCAAGGCGUGGUAGCUUGGCUUGAGAUUGUCUCUGUUUCUCAGUACAUUGUAGAAGUGUAACUCUUCUUGCGUUGUACCCUUCUUGUGCUUAGCUUAAGCCAUAGGCUCCGUAGCUUUGACUUUAACAAUGAACUUUUUCAACAAAGUUAAGAAUCUGUUCUUUGGGGGCCUAGACUGGUACGCCGCGAGUCAAAUACAGGACCAGCACGGCGAUUACGCAAACGAGUUUUUCGAUGCGGACACGGGAACGAAAUGCUGUGCAGGGGCAGCGGCAACGACGGUACCAGCAGCAGCAGCAGACAGUGUGAGACCGAAGAGAGGGCCCCACAAACCGGCUGGCAAGGCAGGGGGAGGCAGUGUAGCAGCAGGAAAACAGCAGCUCAAGGUAAAGGAUGUGCAGCGAGGCACAGUGAUCUUGGAGCCCAUUUGA
Molecule: messenger RNA, 831 nt
Organism: Volvox carteri f. nagariensis
Lineage: Eukaryota; Viridiplantae; Chlorophyta; Chlorophyceae; Chlamydomonadales; Volvocaceae
Exons: 3
Coding region: 529-831 (100 amino acids)
Source: RefSeq, a predicted model, not a curated record